This is a messenger RNA of Capronia epimyces CBS 606.96, 861 nucleotides long. RefSeq lists its product as uncharacterized. Gene Ontology annotation, molecular function: serine-type endopeptidase activity. The coding region runs from base 1 to 861 and encodes 286 amino acids. NCBI's taxonomy places the organism in Eukaryota, Fungi, Ascomycota, Eurotiomycetes, Chaetothyriales, Herpotrichiellaceae. The transcript has a single exon. The record is from RefSeq and is a predicted model, not a curated record.
AUGGUCACGACAUCCGGCUUCUCUAAUGCGCCUGUCUCACGAUUCCUGAUCCUUGGCUGCAUCUGCACCAGCAUCCUCUCCUCGGUUCUGGGCAUCAAACACCUCCUCCCCAUUAAACCCUGGCCUCACCUCUGGCCGUACCUGCAGUUCUCGCGGCUCCUGACAUUUCAGACCGCCUACACAUCGUCAACAGAGCUACUGUUCUCCGUCGCCCUCUUAUACCAGUUCCGCGUGCUUGAACGACUCUGGGGCAGUCGCAAGUAUGCGAGUUUCAUAGUGGUUUCUUUUUGGCUGCAUGUCCUGCUUGUCCCAGCGCUCUCUCUAGUCCUGAAAACAGCCACUCUCGGCGUCUACAACUACGUUCCCUCGGGCUUGACUGCUGUGGUGUUCGCGGCUUUGAGUGUCUGGGGAGACGAGAUCCCACGGCUAUACCGGUACAAGAUCGUCACAGGCACCGGCACGACGUCAACGUCUGCUGGCAGCGAUGCUACCCAAGCACACCAAGUGCCCGGGAUUGUCCUGAGCGACAAAUCCACGACCUAUGUCCUUGCUGCUCAGCUGGCGUUGAGCCAGUUUCCAUACCAGUUGAUGCCGGCUGCAGUGGGAUGGGUGGUAGGAAGUGCUUGGAUGGGAGAGCUGUUGCCCGGCAAGCUGAACAGGUGGAGGGUCCCGUCAUGGAUGGUGGGGGAGACAAGCAAAAGGAAACAACGUGGGCAGUAUGAAGGGUUGAGGAGGAGACUGGAGGAGGAAGGGAGCUCGGCGGAUGGAAUGAGAAAUGUUAGUGACAAUGUGCAUGCCGGACAAGAUGAUGGACGGAGAGGAUUUGGGAGGCAGAUCAUGGGAUAUUUCACAGGGUCUUGA